AUGAUCCAGCACAUCCAACCUUUAGAUGACAAGACCUUCAUCGUGGAGCGCUUCCACGAAGCGCCCCAGCACUACCUGAAGGUCGGAUUCUGGUUUGGCUACCGCGACUGCAUUGCAAGAGUAACCAUGCCACUGUCAAUGACAUGGCAGAUAACAGUGGAGCAGUAG
This is a messenger RNA of Symbiodinium sp. CCMP2592, 168 nucleotides long. NCBI's taxonomy places the organism in Eukaryota, Dinophyceae, Suessiales, Symbiodiniaceae. The record is from the annotation of a GenBank genome assembly.